Molecule: messenger RNA, 265 nt
Organism: Gloeophyllum trabeum ATCC 11539
Lineage: Eukaryota; Fungi; Basidiomycota; Agaricomycetes; Gloeophyllales; Gloeophyllaceae
Exons: 1
Coding region: 4-180 (58 amino acids)
Source: RefSeq, a predicted model, not a curated record
GGGAUGAUGCUCGUGGUGUUUGGACAGACAAGUCAAGUCGGUCCCGUUCUGCUGAGUGACAGGAAUUUUGGUCAGCUCGGGCGGAGGUCCGGUGCGCACGGUCCUCUCUUCUCCUCUGCCAGGACAUCCGUGUGCGUAGCCAGCUGCAGGGCGAUCAUGCGUCUGCAUCACCCCGGAUGAUACAUGGGCGAGGGCGCGGAGUAUAUAAAUCAGACCGCAGCUGCUGGGACGGUUGGUUGUCCUGUCGGAGAGCUGCGGUGUUGUG